AGUCUUAAAUCGUUCGCAGUUUUAGGCACAAGUUCCACUUUACUAUUCACACGACGCAAGGAUGAAUAAGAGUUUACUAACAGCUUUUUUCUUGGUAAUUGCCAUUUGCUCGGCCGGUCGUGUCCCGCUGUCCAAGCAAAAUGUAAGGAAACAGGUUUUUCGGCCGUUUAUGUUAGUCGAUCCUCUGACUGCCCGUUCGUUGUUGAACAACGAUUUCGAAAACGGCAUUGAAGAUCCCUGGUACGAUAGCUCGCCGAACACGGUCCAUUGGGUUGUCGAAGAUUUUAGUUCACCAACGGCGAGUUAUACACCUCCUGCUCCGUUGAAAGGCACUAAAUACCUGAGAGCUACACGUGACGAACAGCUGACUCCCGGACUUCUCAUCCUACGCACGGUGGUAUUCACAGCUUUGCCUGGUGAUGUCAUUUCGUUUGAUUUCUGGAUCCGAUCCAAGUAUACCGGAGGAAACACCUUGGAUCUCGUUGUGUCCUUGGACGAUGUCGAAACAACUUUACUUUCUCUGUCCAGCUAUUCCACAUCGGUGAAUUUCGAAUGGCGUCGAAUUUCCAGCCCAAUUCUCGAUGAUUCUUUUACCGAACCAACUCAAGUAACACUGAUAUUUUACGCUUUCUGCGGGGGUAACGACGAAGAUGCAAUUGCUAUCGAUGACAUCGUCAUCGAGUCAGUUGCUGACGUCACGUCUUCCUUGUCAAAAGAUAAACCUGCACUUAAAGAAGCCAUGACGCAUCAGCAACUUUAAUUCUGGAUUCAAUGGCAUACGCAAGAGGGUUACUGUUUCCACAGAUGUCUUGUUCAGUUUACGACAUAAUUCGAAAAAGAAAUGAAAAAUUCAUUACUCAAUUUUGAUAAUUCUAAUAAGCAAUGAAUAUUGUCAGUUCAAUAUUAAAGAGAAAACAGCA
This is a messenger RNA of Daphnia magna, 920 nucleotides long. RefSeq lists its product as uncharacterized. Gene Ontology annotation, cellular component: membrane. Lineage: Eukaryota; Metazoa; Arthropoda; Branchiopoda; Diplostraca; Daphniidae. Bases 62 to 760 code for a protein of 232 amino acids. The transcript has 4 exons. The record is from RefSeq and is a predicted model, not a curated record.